This is a messenger RNA of Cucumis melo (muskmelon), 1325 nucleotides long. RefSeq names its product serine/arginine-rich SC35-like splicing factor SCL30. Bases 279 to 1121 code for a protein of 280 amino acids. NCBI's taxonomy places the organism in Eukaryota, Viridiplantae, Streptophyta, Magnoliopsida, Cucurbitales, Cucurbitaceae. Gene Ontology annotation, molecular function: RNA binding. The transcript is spliced from 9 exons. The record is from RefSeq and is a predicted model, not a curated record.
CUAGAUUAUUCUUGGUCGAACCCUAAACCCAUAGUUGUUUACCGCUACUUUCUUUGUUUCGAUCAUUCCGAAUUAGCUGUUUCCCUUCACUCUUAGUUUGAAUCAUCUCUUUGCGUUUCUUUAGGUCAAGAAUUGGGAAAAGAAUAGGCAAUUGAGAGUUUCAGUGAGACCUGAGCCUAUGAAGUGUAGCUUAGGGUUUUAACAGUCAGAACCCCUUUUCAGUUUAGGAUCAUAAGUGGGUGUCAUUGGAUUAACUACUAUUCUAUUUAGGUUGAAACAUGAGAAGAUACAGUCCACCAUACCAUAGUCCACCAAGAAGAGGGUAUGGUGGUCGUGGAAGAAGCCCCCCGGGUAGGGGUUAUGGUGGUGGCGGUGGCGGUGGCGGUGGGUAUGGAAGGCGAAGGGAACAGCCUCAUGGUAGCCUUUUGGUUAGAAAUAUUCCUAUGGAUUGCAGGCCGGAGGAGCUUAGAGCGCCGUUUGAGAGGUUUGGACUUGUUCGUGAUGUGUAUAUUCCAAAGGACUAUUACACAGGUGAGCCUCGAGGAUUUGCAUUUGUGGAGUUUGUUGAUCCUUACGAGGCUUCUGAAGCUCAGUACCAUAUGAAUGGGAAAAAAUUUGCUGGUAGGGAGAUUACUGUGGUCCUUGCUGCAGAGUCGAGGAAGAGGCCAGAACAGAUGCGCCAAAGAAGUAGAAGGGGACCAUCUGGCUACGGUGGACGCCGUUCUCAUUAUGGACGUUCAAGAUCUCGUUCAGUAUCCAGAUCACGCUCCCCUCGCCAUCCUUCGGGUUCAAGAAGUAGAUACCGAUCAAGGUCUUACUCUCCAGCUCCGAGGUGGCGAGGCGACUAUUCUGUUUCCCCUGGUAGAAGGCACGCAGAGUACCCUGAAUCACCUAGAGGUGCUCCUCGUGAGCGAGAUGUUGAGAGGAGCCGACAAGUAUAUUCUCCUGGUUAUGAUAAUGCUGAUGAGCACGAUCAGAAUGGAAAUGGAUAUCAUGACAAGUCUGGAUUUGAAGGGGAGGAUGCACGAGGUAAUUGGAGGUCGUCUCCUGGUAGAACAUCAAGAUCCCCAUCGGGGUCCCGAUCCCGCUCUGCUGAUGCGUCCCCCAGACACGGUAGAUGAUUUUUCUUUGAGAAAAUAUGACAGUAGAUGAUGUAAACCAUCUUUUCUAAUAUAAAACAUUUGUUAUUAUCCACUAUCCAGGAGAAGUUUUUAGAUUGUAUUUUGUAAGAUGUUCUUGGGCGUGUUGGGAUUUUCUAGACCGGGGAAUCUUAUUUGCUCUCAUUUGAAGUUUAAAAAAUAUUAUGCUACUUUUCUGGAUACCAA